Molecule: messenger RNA, 8572 nt
Organism: Cinara cedri
Lineage: Eukaryota; Metazoa; Arthropoda; Insecta; Hemiptera; Aphididae
Source: the annotation of a GenBank genome assembly
AACAAUAUCUAAUAUAAUAGUUUUUCAUUAAUAUACAUAAUAUAAAGUUUACAGUGAAUAAGUGAAAACAACAUACUAUUUACGCGUCAAUAUGAAAAUUUUAAAAUCAUUUUUUUUUAUUCUCGUUUCGAUUUAUGUUAUUGUAAAUGUCAAGGGAACUGUAUUUGAUAUAGAUACGGUUGUUGGAUUAAUGGAUAGUCUAAAUGAUUCGUUUGGUAUUGGAAAGGCGUUAAAUGAGAAUGGUUCUGAUGAAAAAGGUGUAACAUGUGAACAUCUAAACAUAAAAAACUGCUAUAAUAAAUUACUUUCUUUUUACGAAAACGAAUAUAAAAAUACAAUUCUUGGCGUGUUCGAUAAGAAAAUAAUGGCGUUACUGGAUGAAUACAAUGUUCUAGUUAUAAAACUUGUUUCUCAGUAUUUUAAGGCCGAAAAUGAAAUUCCCAUAAUAGAUCACAUUAUGUUUGAAGACUCAAUGGUUUUUUGUGUACUUGGUUUUUUCAGCGGUUUCAAUAUAGAUCUAAAUAAUAAACUAACUGAUUAUAUCUUUUUCACUAAAUUAAAAAUGAUAGUAGAAGUACAUAAAAAUAAUCUCAAGGAAAUUGUUGAAAUCCAUUUUAAAAACCGAAAUUACGAUGAAUCAUUAACAGGAAAAACUAUUGCAUUGAAUACAUCAUUUGAAAACAUUACCACGACAUUACUUCCUGAAUUGAAAAAAAAAAUCAACGCAUUUUCAAAACCAUUUUGUGAUAUUUCUUCAUUGUGGAUAAAUGCCAAUUCAUGGAUAUGGACUAAAUUAAUAGACACUCCAAUAAUAUUAACAAAAAUUGGUAACUUUGAAGGUUUAUUGGCGUGGGAAGACUUAAUGGUAGGUACAUAUAUUAUUAUAAUCAUUUCUAUUUUAUGUUUAAUAUUUUGAUUUUUAAUACAAGAAAUGUGGCUACAGACUACAUUAUAUAAAUAUUUUAUUUAUAUUUUUCACCAUAAACGGACACAACGUCUUAUUACAACAUAUAAUUACUUAAUAACUUAAAUAUAAUGCCAUGAUGAUGUAUUUAUUUUUUAAGAUUUAAUUUCUAUAAAAUGUGUAAGUUUUCUAUCACUGUGAAAAUGACUUAUUUAUUUAAUUUAGUUGUAAAGAAAAAAUUAUGGAUUUACUUAAUUUGGAUAAAUUUGUUUUUGUUUGUGUCCAUAAAUCUAUAAAUGUAGACAUUAUUAUAAUUACUGAUUAGAUCAUUAUAUAGAACCUAUAGACACCUACUGAAAAAGUGAGAAUAGCUAAUUGUUCUAAUCAAUACUUUACUACAGUAUUGAAUCCAUAAUUUUAGUUUCAAAUAUAUACCAAAUUAAGUUUUAAAAAAUUAACAAUACUAUUAUUGUUGAUAGUUUCUUAUUUUUGCAUUAGGUGGCAGAUACUGAAAACAUCUCUGAUCCUGAUAGUGGUAUGAAGUAUAUUUAUAACUACAACUGGAUUUCAGUUAUAAAUUUAGUAAGUAUAGUUAUUAGGUAGCUUGGAUGUUUAAAUAUUGGAAUAUUCCACGUUACCUACUUAUAUAAAAAAUAGUAUUUUGUAGGAUGAAUAAAUAUUUAGGUGGAUACUAAUAAAUAAUACAUAGGUAAUGGGGGAUCUCUACAAAUGAAGAAUUCUUAGUAUUAUUUGUUUCACCAGCUAUGAAAAAUAAAACAAAACAAAUAUCAUUUUUCUCUUAUUCUAUUUUAUUUGCAAUGCUUUGCUGGAUCAAAAAUAGUAGUGGUUAUACUCAAUUUGUAAAUUUGGAUUAUAAAAUAUUGUAUUUUAAAAAAUUGUUUGUUAUGAUUGAUUUUUGUUUUGUUUUUUGUUUUUUUUAAUAGCUAGAUGAAGAUUUUAGUGAAAGAUGUAGAGAUUUGUUGCAAUAUAUCCUAGAUCACACUAAACAAGUAAGUUUUUAAAAAAAAUUGUAAUUUAUAUUCUAAUAGCUUAAUACUUUAGUUUAGAGGAUUAUUAAUUUAUUGUGUCAAUAAAAAUGGACUAUAAAAGUCGUUAAAUGUUUUUAUAUUCUGAGUGUAGAGAUUUGAUGUAAGUAUGUUUUUAUUUUUAUUUUUUUACCGUCUAUUAACAAUUUGUCUACAAGAAAUCUAGGUUCAGCAAUAAAUGACUAGAAAAUAUAUUUAAAAUCUAGUUAGUGCAUUAUGGAGAUUUCCCGAGUAGUUUUUGUGAUAAUUGUGGAAAACUAGAACGAAAAACACACAAGAAAAACGGACAGAUUUACUGCAAUAAAAGUGUCAAUAUUUUUUAUUAUGUUUUCUACUAGACAUUUGCCCGAAAUUUCAAGCGUAGAUAAUUUUCGAAAGAAAAUUUUGUUAUAUUGGUGUAUAAAAAGAUAUAUCCGUUAAAAAUGGCCAAUGAUUUAUCGUUGUGAACAGUAGCACAAAAUGAUCUGCUCUUAUUUUGAGUUUUCCGAGUAAUAACAAACGUGAACGAAGCAAAUUAAUAUUAUGCUUGGCUUGGUGAGGAUAAAAAUCAAUUACAAGUUACAACUGUAAAAACUUAAAUUGUAUUGAACAGUAUUAAAUAUAGUAUUGAGUAACAAUUUUACAAUAUAAAUUAUACUAUGAUAUAUAUAUUUUUUUUUCUUCUGUCAGUGAACAACUUUUCUACCAGGAAACUUUCUCCAAAGUAUAUACUAUACCACUAUUUCUGAAAGGUAAUUUUCUCUAAUUAGAUCAUUAAAGAGAUUUUUUGAUUUUCCAAAGGGUUUUCGAAAUAAUUGGAAAAAACCCGAAAGAAAAUUAUAGGUAAAACGGCUAAUACUUACGGUGUAUCGCGGUGAUUCCCUUUACAUUGUUUUUAUUAUGUUUUCUACCAGAAAUAUUGCUCCAAUAGAUAAACGAAAUGAGCCUUUUUUUGUUGCAUUUUAAUCUAAAUUAAAUUUAAAUCUUAAAAAGACGUCUUAGGAUAAUGAAGACAGAAGUAGCCACUGUUAUAGGUAAUUUAAUGUAGACCUGUAAACAACGAUAAAAAACAUUGCUUACGAAAAAACGAUUCUAAGUGGAAUUUAGUUGAUAUUAAUAUUUUGUCAACAAUAUACAGGAUGUAACAGGACUAUUUGACAUUUUUACAUGCAACUACAAUGUCAAAUAUUCCAGUUACACCCUGUAUAUGCAUUAUUAUAAUGAAAUAAUUAAAUAUUUUUAAUAUUAAAUAUAUUUUCUUUAAUGAUGUAUCGAUUUCCCCGGUUUUCGUAAGUUUUUCUUGGUUUUCCCGUGUUUACUUAGUUUUUCACAUUUUCUAAGAAAACUCUUGAGAAAAAUGACCUCUUGUAAUAAUGUGAAACAAGAUAUUAUUUCGGAUUGUUGCUUCUUUCAACAUGUAAAUAUGUUAAAUAAUGAAAAAAAUGACAGUAUUAUGGAAGGGCAGUAAGGCCCUUGAGGUUUAGGACCCUAAUCCGUUAUUCGAUAUUUGCAUCAAAUUAAAAUUAAGAAUACACGUUUAAAAAACUUUAAUAUUCCUAGGAUACAAGAAUAGAUGAUAGUUCAACCAUCACACACCAGCCCGAGCCUCUGAAAAUACACGCAACGGUAAUUUUAUUUUUAUACUCAAAUUAUAAUCAUUUUAGUGUUUUUCUAGUUAAAUUUAAAGUACCUAAUUAUUACAUUUUAAUAAACACGUACUAUACUUUGUAUACUGUGUAUUUAGUAUUUAUUCAUUUUAAUACGAUUUUUUUUACACAGAUAAUUAAGAUUUGUAGAUUAGACAUAUUUUUUAUAAUAACUUUCUGGAAAUAUUUUCAUUUAUUGGCUAUGUUAGCUAUACAUAGAAUACUGAACGAUGUUAGAUUUGUCUUUAUUCGAAUUUGAAGUUAAGGUGUAAGAGUUAUAGAAGAAAAAGAAUAUACAUUUUAAGUAACUAUACUAGCUACUAAGUCAAAAUGCUUAACUAUUGGUUCAAUAUUGAAAAUAUAAAAAAAGAUACACCAGUAUUAACAUGAAAAUAGCUUGUGUUAUCAAAAGGCCCAAUACCAUUGCAUUUUUUAGCUCAAAAAUAUGUCUUAUAGGGAAUACUCUCACGCAUUGUAGAUUAAUCUGAUUUCGAUGAUUAUUUUUUUUAUUGCGGAAAGAGAAAGUUUUCCUAUAGGCCGUAUUGAAUUCUGUUUUUUAAUAUUUAAAUCUUAAAUUUAAUAAUUAAUAUGCGUCUGAAAAAUGUUAAUAUUCCUAGACUACAGGUAUGGCAGAAAGUUCAACCGUCACACACAAGACCGAGUCCCCGCAAGAUCAAUUACGCCCAAUGGUAAAUUUAUUUUUAUACAUACAUUAUAAUCAUUAUAGUUUUGUUCUUAGCUAAAUUUGCCACUUUUAUACCAAAAGAAUUACUUAGAUUUUUAAGUGUUUUAAGUAUGGCACUUUUUCUAAAAGGAAAUCGGUGUGGGAAGGCACUUUAGUUCAUUUUUCGAUUUUUUCAAGAUUUUUCUUAUUCAAUUUGAAAAAUCAAAUUGUAUACAGGAAUAAAAAAGACCAUAAUAUUUUUUUAUUAAUAUCUACAUUUCGUACAAAUCUCCGUUUUUCCGACAUUUUAUCCCGGUUUUUCCCAGUUAUUAUGAAAACCAAUUGAAAAAUCACGAAAAUGAUCAGCUUAAACUAUUGUGAUAAAAUGUCCUUUCAGAAAAAAGCUUCACUUGAUAUACGAGAGUAAGAUUUAAGGUAGACAAGUUUUCACAACAAAUUGAGGGGUAUUUUUCAAUUAAAAUCGUCCGAGCGAGCAAUAUCUAGGUCUCUAGGUACACAUAAAAUGCAUUUGUUUUUUUCCUAUUUAGGUAUAAGGAAAAAAAAGUGCAAACAAUUACUUUUCAAACCCGGACUUAGAGAACCCGUGACCCCUAGUAUGAUAAUACGUGAUCAUGACCAUUUGACUACAACAAACGUAUAAUUGACUAGACAAUAUAGAGUUAUUUAAUAUAACAUAAUAUCUGUAUAAUAUUUUAACUUCAAAAAUUUAUAAUUUCGAAACUUAGUCAGUCAACUCAAUUCUGAUUUUACCAUCCUUCUUAAAUCGGCACUACACAUAUUUUUUUUUUUUAUCCGGCAAUACACCUACACUUAGAAUUGCUGUUGAGUGGUACGUCAAGUAGUGAGUCACCAUCAUUAUAUUGAGAAAUACAUAUUUUUGGGUUGGGGUGUCAAAGGCAUUAUCCCAUUAUGACAAUUCUUCACAAUACAUUUUUCCCCAACCUAAACGAUAACCCGCCUUCUCCCAGUUGCUUUCCUUCAAGAAGUUACCCGUCAGAACGGAGUUACCCCUUAUCGGCAUUAGUUUUGACGCUCAGCUUCCUCCUUAUAGUUCAUUACAUCUCUCCGGAAACGGACCACCGCUCUCCUGUUUCCCAUGUUUUCCAGCAUUAAAGGUUUAAGCAUCUACCCGGGUUGAAAGUUCCAAUUAUAUGGUUCAAUAUCGAUCGGUUCGCAGCGAACGAGAGUGUGGAAUGCGUCGUCCUCCUCAGCAUAACCAUCGAGUAGUUCACAGUGACAGGACCCGGCCAAUGGGUGCAGCCGAUACUAUGGAGUAAACCGUUGAAAUAUUAAUGAAAGAAUAUUUCACUGUGAGUUCUCACUCAACAGCUCAGUAGUUCCGUGUGAAUCAGAGCCCUAAUCUACUCGCGUCCGCUGUUCGUGGUUUACAACGUACCCCCUAAGCCUCCGGACCUAUCAUAUCAAGGCUCUAGUCUGUAAUAUGCUUCAGGUGCUACCAUUGCCAUAGUUCUCAGCUGGGGGGUUCCUCUAUCGUCAGUCCUGAUCGGUCUGGACGCUCAUCUGGCUUCGAACGAUACUUGCGAGCCAUUAGGUCUAUAGGUCGUGCAUUCGGCAACCUUCCCGGUCUCUUUAGAUAAGGUACUGUUGCUUUUGACUUUGCUAAUUUCAGCCCUACACUGGACCCCCGCUAGCGCGAGAGCCCUAUCGAUCUUCGCAUAUUAAGCGCAUAACUGAAUGCACAGCGCUCGUCAACAGACGCCUUCUGAUCUCAUUGGGUCACCGACGUUCGACAUUAUUCCAGUCAAAUUCGUCUUGACCUACCUGGUCUUAUUGGCCAUGGUUAGAUGGUGUGAGUCGUACCACGUCCUCUUAAUCAUGUGCACGACGCUCGAAUACUUCAGAGUGUCGCACAGCUCAACGGUCUGACCCUGAAUGAGUAACCUCAGGUCAGUCGGGCUAUACCCGACCUUAAACACCACGGCCUGGGUCUUGUAACGGCAAGUCGUGACCCCCAUUCCCGAAUGUGGCCGUCGCCGUAGCCAGAGCCCCGUUCGCGCGACGAGCGUGUCGUCCGCGUACCCGAUGGUAAAAUUAUAAUAUUAUAAUACAUGUAUCUCUUGGUAUAUUAAUUGGUAUUUUAAGUUUAUAUAAUGUUCCUAUAGCCUACGGAUACAGUAAAAAGUUUAACUGUCACACACGAGACCGUAUUUCCGGUAGAUCAAGUUAUGGCUCAUCUACGAAAUAAUUUCAAUAGCGAUCAAUUGCACUCAAUGGUAAAGUUGUUUUUCUACACAUAUUAUUAUCGUUGUGGUUUUUUCCUAUCCAAAUAUUGUAAAUACCUAAUUAUUAUAGUUUUACAGAUAUACAGGUUGAUUUAAAAUUUAUGUUACAGCCAUUUUACCAUGUAAAUAUUCAAAAUAGAGAAAAAUGUGUAGCACAAAAGUUUUUCGAUUUAUACACAUCUAAAAUAAUUUGUACAUUCCUUUUAUUUAUUUAUUUUUUUUUUUUUUGCUGUCUUUUUAGUAAGAAUUUUAGGACUCAAACAAUUUUUGAUUUCUGUCAAUCCGUUGACGAGAUGUUUCAAUUUUAAAUUUGGGACGGGGGAGAGUAGUGGAGCAUUAUUAAAACACCGCGCGCCGAAGCCGCUACUCAAACGAUGAUCCACUACUCUCCCCCGGCCUAAACUUAAAAGUCGAAUAUCUCAUCAAAGGAUUGACGAAAAUCAAAAUUUCAACACCGAAAUUUAUUUUAACUAAUACUACAUUUAUUUAUGGAAUUUUGUAUGUAGGUUAUCAUUUGGAAAUCAAAAUUAGGUAUUAAUUUCACCCCCAAAAUAAGGUUGACAAAAAAAAUUUCAGAACUAUUUGUUUCUUGAGUUUUCAAAAAAAAAAAUCCAAAAAAGUGUAUACUUUCCGAGAUAAUGAGUGUCUCAUAAUAAAUUGAUCACUCUGUAUAGUUUGAGAUAAAAAUUAAUUUGAAAACUAAAAUUUAUUAUAAAUAUACCCACAAACUUUUUUUAACUCAAAUGUUAAAAACAAACAUUACUUAUUUUUAUAAUAAUAAAUGUUUAACCUGUAAAUAAAUAAAUAAUUAUUUGAAUAAUAUAAUGUUUCACGUUACAAACUGUUGUCUACUUAUUAGUAUACAAUUAUAUAAUUAUAUACCUAAGUAUACAGUGCAUACUUAUCUUCCAAUGUAAAGUAUAUAUGGUACCAUACUAGUAUCUGCAAGUAUACAAUGCUAUACAUAAAAGUGAAUAUUUUUUUAACACUUUUUAAAAUUAUUAUUACAGAAAAAUAAAGUCAAUAACCAAAUAAUGCAGUUUAAAAUUAAGAUGGUUAAUGAUGAAAAUAUAAAUAAUUCAAAAAUGGUAACUUUACUAAUUUUUUUUUUACAUAAUCUAUACAUUUUUUUAACUAUCAUUUUGUUAAUCGUAUAUGGAUACUAUAUUAGUCAUAGUUUAUAAAGAAAAAUUUAACCCAUAUUUUUACUUAUCUAGUUGUAAUAUAAUGUUAUUUUGAUUGUUUCAUACAGCGGGUUCCAUUGAUAGAAAUAAUGCACCAGAAAUAUAAUGCACUUGAAUUUAGUAAAAUCGAUGAAUUUUAUCGUACUGUAAGUAAUUCAAUUGACGAAUAUGUGACAAAAGUAUUGUUUUAUAGAGUACUUUAUAUACUAACUGACGCUUUAGAAUCUUACCACCAAUCGGUAGUAGAAUCUUAUAGCUUUGUUAUAAAAAAAAAUAUAAUUGGGUCUAUUCCGUUUUCGUUGUUAUCACAUGUUGUUGAUUAUUUUCUAUACCUCAGAGACCUAUUCACAGUUUUCCAAACCAUAUGGGAAUUGUAUACUAGUUCUGAACCGUUGAUGCUUGAUCAAAAUACAAUUACUGACGCUAACAAGAUAUUAAAUUUUGCAAGAUUUGAGUAUUUCGAGAGCAUUAUUCGAUUUAACGUAUCAAGAGAAACAAUUGAUCAAAUAAGAAAAUUCCUCAAAGACGUGCGAUUCCACGGGGUUUCUACACACAGUGCUCAAGAGAAAUCGGAACCAGUUGAUUUAGCCCGUAUAGCAGAUGAAAUCAUAGAUAUCAAUAAUUAUUUGAUGGCAUUGGUAGAAAUUAAAAGGCGAAAUUAAAUUUAAGAAAUUAUAUUCAAUUUUAAAUACAUUUUUAGUCUGUAUGGUACAUAUUAUAUACAUACCUACAAACUACAGAGUUUGAAUUUUAUGUUACAUAUUUUCUAUUUAUAAAUGUACCUACGUAUACGGUGUAUUCAUCUAUCUAUAUUCUGUAUGUAUUAAUUUAAACUAGUUUUUAAUUUUUGUUUUUUCUUAUAUUUCAUUCCAACUACAAUUACAC